AUGAUAGGCUCGCGAACGGACCUUGCGGAAAUAGAUAAAUUGCAUUACCUUAGAUCGGCGUUAACUGGCGAAGCCGCGAACAAGAUUAGGAUUUUCGAAAUUGACGGAAUUAAUUAUGCCAAGGCCUGGAGCUUAUUAGAACGGUCAUAUGAGGUCAGGAGGAUCUUGAUAUCGCGGCAUCUCUCUCUGCUAUCAAAUUUGCCCGCGCUAGACAAAGAAACAACGAACGGUUUGUCCAGUCUCGCGGACGACGCGCAGCAACACGUUGCGUCGCUAAACUCUUUGGGAGUUUCGGUCGGACACGAGAUGAUCGUACCUUUGCUAGAGACCAAGCUACCAAGGAUAACGUUGGAAAAAUGGGAGGCGACUCUCGAAAGAGACGAGUUUCCAGAGAUCGACCAGAUGUACGAGUUCUUAUAUAGAACCGCGGUUUGCGUCUCGAGACGCGAGAGAGCGAAGGUAACCGACAUGGAGGGAAACAGGGGAGAACCCUCGAGCAAAAAAAGACGAAGUCGUCCCUCGAAUCGAGCGCGUGUCGUAAGCGCGGCGCGUAAUUGCAUAGCAUGCAAGACGAAACGGCAUCCCUUGUAUUUGUGCGACAAAUUCAAACAAUUGCCUAUACCUAAACGUAUCGAAACAGUGAGAAACGCGAAGGUUUGUUACAAUUGCUUGCGCUCACAUAGAGACAGCCCCUGCACUUUUUCGAACUGUACAAUUUGCCAAAAGAAACAUAACACUCUUCUGCAUUUAGACCAAUAUCCGGUGACGAAUCGAACUUCCACUUCUAAGGCCGUAGAUACACGGGCCGCAUGA
Messenger RNA from Vollenhovia emeryi, 813 nucleotides. RefSeq lists its product as uncharacterized. The coding region runs from base 1 to 813 and encodes 270 amino acids. The transcript has a single exon. The record is from RefSeq and is a predicted model, not a curated record. NCBI's taxonomy places the organism in Eukaryota, Metazoa, Arthropoda, Insecta, Hymenoptera, Formicidae.